AUGCCAGUGGCAGCCUCUGUGAGACACUCUGCCUCCUCCUUGUCUUCUCUACAGAAAUACCAAGUGGUUACACAUGAGGCUGGCAGAGCGCUUCCGACUCGGGCUCCCCAAAUGAAGGGCUCGAGGUGGGCACUAGUGGUGCCGGGACCUCCGUGUGUCAGGUUGGGGAUCAUGUUAGUGUUGGCGCUGAUUUUCCUGCCAACCUUGUACUGUGACCUGGGAUCUGUAUAUUACUCUUCUUAUGAAACAGUCAUCCCCAAGAGCCUGACAGUCAAGGGAAGGGAAGACCCAGUGGAAAAGGCAUCCUAUAUGCUCUUAAUGCAGGGCCAGAAAUGGAUGAUUCACCUGAAGGCGAAGAGAGACUGUUUUGUGAAGAACUUUCCAGUCUUCAGCUACCACGGUGGCGUCCUGGGGCAAGAAAUGCCUUUCAUCUCACAUGACUGUCACUAUGAAGGCUACAUAGAAGGAGUCCCGGGUUCUUUUGUUUCUCUCAACACCUGUUCAGGCCUCAGGGGCAUCCUGAUUAAGGAGGGGAAACCCUAUGGCAUUAAGCCCAAGGACACUUCGAAACGCUCUGAACAUGUGUUGUACACGAUGGCACACCAAGCUCGAGUCUCCUGUGGGGUCACUUCCAAAGGCAGCCAAGUGGCGCCUGCCAGCCGGCAGCAGGGGAGCAGGAAGCCUCACAGUCCACAGGCACCGUCCUCCUUUUGGUCACACACCAAGUACGUGGAGAUGUUUGUCGUGGUCAACAACCAGCGGUUCCAAAUGUGGGGCAGUGACGUCAGUGAGACAGUCCAGAGGGUCAUGGACAUCACCGCUCUGGCCAACAGCUUCACCAGGGGGAUAAACGCAGAGGUGGUGCUGGCUGGAAUGGAGAUUUGGACCGAGGGGGACCUCAUAGAAGUCGCGGCGGACUUGCAAGUUACACUCGGGAAUUUCAACAGCUGGAGACAGGAGAAGCUCUCCCGUCGUGUGAAGCACGAUGUUGCCCACAUGAUCGUCGGACAUCGUCCUGAAGGAGACGUGGGACAGGCAUUUCUCAGUGGUGCCUGUUCAAGUGGCUUUGCGGCAGCCGUUGAGUCCUUCCAUCAUGAAGACGUCCUCCUGUUUGCAGCGCUCAUGGCCCAUGAGCUUGGGCACAACUUGGGCAUUCGGCACGACCACUCGGCCUGCGCUUGUAGAGAUAAACGCUUGUGCCUCAUGCGUGAAAAUAUCACCAAAGAAGGUGGCUUCAGCAACUGCAGCUCUGAUUACUUCUACCAGUUCCUCCGGGAACACAAAGGGGGCUGCCUAUUUAACAAGCCUCGGCCCCAACAUCGCCUGCGUAGGAAUGCAGAGUGUGGAAAUGGUGUGUUGGAGGACAAUGAGGAGUGUGACUGCGGACCUGACUGUGGUAAUAACCGGUGCUGUGACCAAACAUGUAGGCUGAAGGAAAAUGCAAAGUGUAGUCCUGGACCCUGCUGUAAUGAAACAUGUGGAUUUGCAGAAAAGGGAUUCAUAUGUCGUCCUGUUCUUGGAGAGUGUGACCUUCCUGAAUAUUGUGAUGGUACGACUGCAAUAUGCCCCCACGACACAUACAAGCAAGAUGGUACAACUUGUGAAAGAGUUCACUAUUGUGUUCAGGGUGUGUGCAGGACCCCGGAUAUUCAAUGUCUACAUGUUUUUGGGUACCCUGCAAGGUCUGCCCCAGAAGACUGUUACAUUUCCAUGAACACCAAAGGAGACCGAUUUGGAAACUGUGGCUUUCCCACAUCACCUAGGUCAGAAUACAUUAAAUGUGAGGAUGAAAACAUAUAUUGUGGGAAAAUCAUAUGUACAAAUAUUAAACAUGUACCAGAAAUUAAACCUAAUCAAACAAUGAUUCAGGUCCCUCAUAAAGAUGAUUUCUGCUGGAGCAUGGAUGUCUAUGACAUUACUGAUAUCCCUGAUAACGGAUAUGUGCACAUUGGCACUCUUUGUGCCCCAGAGAAAAUCUGUAUGAAUCGCUCCUGCACUGAUCAUGCUGUGCUCAACUACGACUGUGAACCGAAAGAAAUGUGUAAUGGGAGAGGAGUUUGCAACAAUUUAAAGCACUGCCAUUGUGAGGCUGGCUAUGCACCCCCUGACUGCAAAACUGCAGGAAAUGGGGGUAGUGUGGACAGUGGCUCUCCUAGUGCACCACACCCAGGUGAAACUCAAAACACUACCACUGUUCACAAAGAUAAAGAAAAUUUCUCAGACUAUUUGCUCAUAUUACUCCUGAUACUUUUGGGCACAGUAUUGAUAAUUGUUUGUGUCAUCAUCCUUUGUAAAUGUACAAAAGAAGCUCAUCCAGAACCCACAGAAAAGGGUCCAGAAAAGGCUGUGGAACUUUUUUCGGACACGUCAUCUUUCAUGUAA
Messenger RNA from Lynx canadensis (Canada lynx), 2382 nucleotides. Its product is annotated as disintegrin and metalloproteinase domain-containing protein 1a-like. Gene Ontology annotation, cellular component: sperm head plasma membrane; external side of plasma membrane; plasma membrane. The coding region runs from base 1 to 2382 and encodes 793 amino acids. Gene Ontology annotation, biological process: proteolysis; male gonad development; binding of sperm to zona pellucida. Lineage: Eukaryota; Metazoa; Chordata; Mammalia; Carnivora; Felidae. The transcript has 2 exons. Gene Ontology annotation, molecular function: metalloendopeptidase activity. The record is from RefSeq and is a predicted model, not a curated record.